AUGGACAGAGAGUUGGAUAAAUGUGACAGUGACAAUUUGAAUGACGGUGAGGUCGAACGUAAAGGAGAAGUUGAGUUCCAUGACCUUAGCUAUCGCCGUAAUAUGGAUUAUUCUGUUGAUCCCGAUAGCGAGAGAGAUAGUGAACGCGAUCAAAACAAUCAUUCUGAUAUGUUAGAUGAGAAGGUUGAUUACAAAAUGGUAAGAGACUUCCGGAGUUUAGGACACCAUCGCAAUAUAGUUCAUUUACACAGUGGUAUUGAGCACUUGAAUAAUACUGAUGUUGAGGUAAAACUAGCAAGAGAUGUUAGAGGUUCUUUAGGCCUUGGGUUAUCGUUAGAAAUAUGUGUUGUUUGCGGCGAUCGUGCAAGUGGUCGACAUUACGGUGCGAUAAGUUGUGAAGGAUGCAAAGGAUUUUUUAAACGGAGUAUUCGUAAACAACUGGGUUAUCAGUGUCGAGGAAGUAAAUCCUGCGAGGUCACUAAACAUCACAGAAAUCGUUGUCAAUACUGUCGACUUCAAAAAUGCUUGGCAAUGGGAAUGAGAACGGUACAGCAUGAGCGAAAACCAGUCCUAGGCGAAGCAGCAGCCACAAAAUUGAGUAAUCGGAGUGCAAGAGUUAAACCAGAGCCUCAACAAUCUGCACCCGAGACCGCUCCUAUUUGGGAACCACCAGAAAGUCCAAGUGCCGAAGACCAAAGUAGUGACAGUGAUUUGAGUGAUGCAUUGACAUUGGCACGUGACCGUAUGCUUAUUUCACAUGCGCUCGAGGGAAUGGCUAAACUCAUUGGUGAUAGUGUAAAUGGAUCCGAUGAGCCAGAAGAGGAGUGGACUGGCCAGCUCUUAUUCGAGCGGCACACAGUCUUUGAAUUACGGGCACCUAGCCCAGCUCCAGCAUACUUAUCAAUACACUAUAUUUGUGAAAGCGCCGCGAGAUUAUUAUUUUUGUCCGUACACUGGGCACGAGGAAUCCCCGCUUUUCAAGCCCUCCCAUCGGAUGUCCAGACUUCCCUGGUACGGAGUUCAUGGGGUCAGUUGUUUACUUUAGGGCUUGCACAAUGUGCAUACACUUUGUCACUACCCAGUAUUUUGACGUCAAUUAUCAAUCAUCUGCAGGCGAGUAUCGCUCAGGAAAAAAUAACAGCCAGCAAAGUUAAAUUGAUAACAGAACACAUAUGUAGACUACAAGAUUGUGUUAGUUCUCUACAUAAAAUGCAGGUUGACUCAACGGAGUACGCCUACCUCAAGGCUUUAACGCUUUUCAGUUCAGAUAAUAUCCUGGCUGACGCUUGGCGUAAAAAGGUUGAAGUGCUGCAGGAGGCAGCAUGGACUGAGUUACAGCAACGUAUAGGAUCAGAUCGACUACCUCGACUAUUAAUGAAACUAGCUCCGCUUCGUGCUAUAAACCCACGUGUUUUAGAAGAUUUAUUUUUCGCGGGUCUUAUUGGCAGAGUUAGCGUAGCUAGUGUGGUGCCUUAUAUACUUGGUAUGCAGGAUUGUAAAACAGAAUCAGAUGCCCAAAUGCAUCAAUGUCCAAGUCAAUGUCUAGCUGGACCUUUUGGAGAAAGCCAAGGCGUGUUGGACGAUUAGACGUUACGACAAAGCCAAAAGGAAAAAAAAAACGCUCUAAGAAAGUGGAUCGACCAGGUAGCAUCAUUGAGAAAGAAGAAGGCCACACUAGUACUAAUAAUAAUAACACCUGUAAAAAUAAUAAUAAUAAUAAUAACAUUAACAUUAAAAUAACUGAAGAAGUUAAUAACAGUAAAGAAAAAAAACCCCAAGAGGUGUUGAAAAAAAAUAUGGAUUUUCCAACAUCAAGAUUAGAAGAUCGAGUACCUAAAGAAACACCUAUUACAGAUGAUUAUGAAAUAAGUAAUCAUGUACUCGGGCUUGGUAUCAAUGGACAAGUUGUUGAGUGCUAUGAUAAAAAUACUAGAGAAAAAUAUGCCCUAAAGGUACUUUAUGACUGUAUGAAAGCAAGGAGAGAAGUUGAAUUACACUGGAGAGCUUCUAAUUGUAAACAUAUUGUACAAGUUAAAGAUGUUUAUGAAAAUACUUACGGGGGAAAUAAAUGUCUGCUUGUAGUAAUGGAAUGCAUGGAGGGUGGUGAACUUUUUCAACGGAUACAAGAUCGGCAAGACGGUGCCUUUACUGAAAGAGAAGCUGCACAAAUAAUGUACGGAAUUUGUCUUGCAGUGAAGCAUCUCCACGACAUUAACAUUGCUCACAGAGAUCUUAAACCUGAAAAUCUUUUGUACUCAAAGUUAGAUAGCUCAGGAGUACUGAAAUUAACAGACUUUGGUUUUGCCAAAGAGACUAAUAUUAAAAACACAUUACAAACGCCAUGCUAUACACCUUAUUAUGUCGCUCCUGAAGUGCUGGGAGCAGAAAAGUACGACAAAAGCUGUGAUAUUUGGUCGUUGGGAGUGAUAAUGUACAUUUUAUUGUGCGGUUUUCCGCCGUUCUACAGCAACCACGGGUUAGCGAUUUCACCGGGAAUGAAGAAGAGAAUACGUCUGGGACAGUAUGAUUUUCCAGCUCCAGAAUGGGAGCACGUAAGCACUGAAGCGCGAGAUCUAAUUAAAGGAAUGUUGCGUACAGAUCCAGCCGAACGAUUUACCAUCGAAGAUGUUAUGAGAAAUAAUUGGAUUUGUAAACAUACUGAAGUACCGCCAACGCCGCUGCAUACCGGGAGAGUAUUGCGCGAAGGAGAGGAACUUUGGCCUGAAGUACAAGAAGAAAUGACACGAUCCCUCGCGACAAUGCGUGUCGAUUAUGAUGCCGCCAAUUUAAAACAAUUAGACAAUUCAAAUAAUCCAUUGUUGAUUAAACGUCGACGAGCGAAACAAGCCGCCGCUAUGGGAACACCCUUGUCUCCUACACCCGCCUCAUAA
Molecule: messenger RNA, 2891 nt
Organism: Cotesia congregata
Lineage: Eukaryota; Metazoa; Arthropoda; Insecta; Hymenoptera; Braconidae
Source: the annotation of a GenBank genome assembly